AUACUUAUUAAAUAGGUGGUAUGGAUGGGGUUGCAUCGAAGUUUGUUGAGCCAUAUCAAUGUAUUUGCCAGAAAAAAAACAUACAUCUUCAGCAGCAUUGCAGCAGGUACUGCAAUGUCUCUAGGUGACCUUAUCUACCAGUCAUUUGAGAUCAGCAGUGACCCUAGCAAGGAUAGAAGACUGUCCUGGGAGCGCAAUGUCAAACUGGCUCUCUGUGGCUUCAUAUACUUUGGUCCCACAAUGCGAUUCUGGUAUGGAACUUUGGACAGACUCUUCGCACAUCGGACAUUUUUUCGACCCCUCAAAAUGUUAAUAGUUGAUCAGGGAAUAUUUGCGCCAUGCUACAUGGUGACGGUGCUCUUUGUAACCAAGCUAGCCAGAGGUCAAGAUUUCACAUCAAUAUCCAACAACUUUGCUCAAGACUACCCCAAACUUCUUUCUGGCAACUGGAAGGUGUGGCCCUGGGUCCAAAUUGUCAACUUCACCAUCAUUCCUCUGCGCUUCAGAGUGCUGUGGGCCAACUUCAUUGCAGUAUUUUGGAACUCGUAUGUUUCUCGGAUGAGCAGUGUUCAACACGGCAAUCUCAAAGGAACAGUUACGGCAGUGCCUUCUUAGCCUAAAACACUAUUAGUGCAUUAUAAUUAACCCAUUAUUAGUGCAGAAACAAUCCUUUGGAAAAAGUUUUCAUGUUUUUCCUAGAGAAAGAGGAAGGUUUAUUACUUGCCAAGUUAACCCACGAAUUACAUUUGUCAAAGAAUGGGCAACGUGGCUCUUUAUCUCUCCCACCAAAUCACAUAAGCAUCAUUUUUUUAUGGUGUAGCGAGUAAUUUUACCAGGUUAAAUUUCAAGACCAAAUCUGUCUGUCAUGAACUGCUUAGUCCGCAUACAAAUUUUUGUAACAUUCGCACAAUUUGAACAAAAUUACUUUCCAAAAUUUGGGGAUAACGGGGGCGGCAGUUUUUUUGUUUUCUUUUUUUUUCUUAUAUGGCGCUUUUGAUACCUGGGUUAAGUUUACCAAUGAACUUUCCACUCUUUCUUCUCAAACCCAUUGACCUCAGAGAAAUUUUUCUAUUUUAUUAAUAUUUCACUGGAUUUAAUUCAAUUUCAUCUAUUUUGAUUCAAAUAAAUCAAUGUACAGUAUUGGUUCACGUGUUUUAAUUGGUUAAGUAUACUUGUUUUAUCAUUCAUCCUGCUGUUUUCAGAAUCAAAGCACUACAUUUGUACAAAGAAUAAUCAAUUUUAUAUAGAUUACCAGAAAUUAAUUUAACUA
Messenger RNA from Symsagittifera roscoffensis, 1270 nucleotides. Its product is annotated as mpv17-like protein. Bases 25 to 615 code for a protein of 196 amino acids. The record is from RefSeq and is a predicted model, not a curated record. Gene Ontology annotation, cellular component: cytoplasm; membrane. Lineage: Eukaryota; Metazoa; Xenacoelomorpha; Acoela; Convolutidae. The transcript is spliced from 7 exons.